AUUAUGAGUGAUGCUUAGCGGGCAUGUUAUUGGACACAUUUAUGAAUUUCUUCCUAUAAAGUAGAGAUCGAUACAUAUAUGGACUGAAUUGAAUGCAAAUAAGCAGGAGCACAAACUGGAACUAAAAAUUCGUAUAAAUUUGCUGAUAAAGGUCACUGAAAACUCGAGCAGGGCAGAAAUUAGACACCAUGACUUCUGAAGAAGAAAGCUCGUGAGAAAAUCUUUCAGCCAAGAUUUAAAAAAUAAGUGCGUGUUGAUUUAAUGGCUGGAAUGUCUCUGUGUCCUUCUCCCCACUUGCCACGGAAUAUCCACAAACCCCACAGGGCCUCCAGGGGACUAUUCAAUACUUAUUCUUUUGCAAAUGGCAUUUGUAGAAAUACGAGGCAUUUAUCUCCUCAUAGAACCAGCUACAGAGUAUUACUCAACAAUGCUCCAAGGUUUGACCAUUCAGAGGCGGCGGUUUCAUCUUCAAAUGCUGGAAAUGUUUGGGAUAAUUUUGAGGACAUGGAUAAGGAAAUAGACUAUCCCAUGUUUAGAAGCUUUGAAAAUGACCUAUGCAAACUCACUCUGGCUGGUUACUGCAGUUUAGAGGAGGCCGUUGCAGCAGCAGCAGCAGAUGGUGGAAUAACAGCAGCAGAACACAUUGCUGAUGGGCGUUCUUUGAUGGUUAUUGAAACAUUCAAUCCAGGGUUCCCCGGUGAGCACAGUACCGUCAGCACAAAACUUCUUGUUCCAGCUAGUGACGUUUUGGAAAAGGGUAACGACAUACAAAAGAUAAUGGGAUCCAUCAUGCAACCAGAUAAUUCAUCCAGAAAUAUGCUUGCUGUAUGUUUUAGGAGGGUGAUUAUGCAGCAUAUUUGGAAUUUUGAGCUUUUGUUCUUCACCUCAGGAACUUGUAGAGACAUGGGCAACUUUGCUGCUGAAAGAAAGGUUCAAAUGUUAGGCAGCUUGAAAUCUUCAGAUGAAAAGGUUCUUACUGGACUUGCUGAAGCUGUGUGUCUUUAUGCUGCAGCAUGCCUGGAAGAUGAUUUUAAGAUAAAAAUGCUUGGGAAAAGCUCAAGGAAUUUAUUUCAUAGUUUUCAGAAACCCAAAUGGAUGGCAUCCUCAGAUUCUUGUGUUCGAAUUCGUCCACUUUCUAAAUCUGAAAUUGCUGCUCAUACCAGAACUCAGCUGAAGCAGACUAUCACAAAUCCUGAAAACACAACAGACUUGAGAACAACUGGCCAUAAUUGGUGGCCAUGGCCAUCACAUUUGUCAAGCACACCAAAUAAUUUCAAAAGUGGAUCUAAUGUUUGGAGCAAUGAAUAUAUACCUGUUCAUAAACUACAAAUAGAUGUUGGCAAAUUUAAGGAUGUAAAGUUUCAAGGAGGGCAGAAGUGUGCAGGUCAUGUAUGGGAGAUUAUUCUAAGCCAUCUCCAGCUGGUGGAUUUGGCAAAUGUGCUUGAUAUGUAUUACGAAGAUCCAAGUACUUGCCCUGGGAAGCAGCUCCAGACCAAGAUUGUUUUAGAGCCCCGCAGGCUUGUUAUGAGUAAGAUUACCUUGUCAUUAUGGAAAGCCCUAUAUGCAUCAUUAGUGGGAGGGAUUGCACUGGUUUCUGUAAUUAUUGCGGCUCGGCUUCAGAAGCCUAACACUUUGAAGCCUUGUUUUUUGCCUUCAAAUUCUAUGAUUCUGUCAUCUACUGAUCAAACUCUUGAAGAGUUCCCUGCACAACAAUUUAGGAAGUCCGUGCUUCCUCUGAAUGAAGAAGUUUCAGUGGAGGAAAUGGAGACUAUGUGUACCUUGGCAGUUCAAAUGGUUAAGAAUGCUCUACAGUGGCCAGAAAACAUACAAAGCUGUGCUGGAAAGGGUGCAUGGAUCGGACCAAGCCUGACUGAGUGGGCUAGAUCAGACUAUGAGAGUCCAACCACUGCUGCCCUGGAAGAUGCCCCAGGUUCGAGCAAUAAGGAGGUUGAAAACAUGAACAAUUCAGGAGAACAAGGGUUAAAACAUGCAAAUGCAUCAAAGGGUGACGCAGGUUCUCAGAAUCAUAGUCAGGGUAAUCUGCAAAAACCUAAUGAAGAUGACAUUGCCGUUUAUGAGGUAACACUAUCAAGAAAUGGGGUUUUGCAUGGAUUUCAGCCAAAAACUAAUGCUGCUGUUAAUGGGUGGGCAAGCCAUCCACUCACAAAGGUCUUGUAUGAUGGCCGAAAACUUCGACCUGGAUUGCUAGAGCCAAGGCUUAAGUUCAGUGGUCCACCAACAGAUGCUGUGAUUAUUGAAUUGCUAAUGUCAAAGGAUCCAAACUAUCGGUCCAUUACUGCAAGACCACUCACACCUUGAAGUUUUUCUUUGCAUCCAAACUAAACGCUCAACAAUGGCAUGACUUGUAUGCUGAUGGUGAAUACCGGCAACCUCAAUGAAGGCACCUUGUAGGUAUUUGGCAGGUUAAAUAUUUUCUGUAAGAUUUUAAUGGGAAAGUCAGCAGUCAUGUUUAGAGGAGCCAUGGUGGAGGAAUUAGUAAUUACAGACAAAUUUCGGCAUUGACAUCAUUGACACCUGAGAGAAACACCAAUAUUGAAGCUUGUAGUUAAUCUUGUAUUCUCACAGGAAAAAGGCUAACUGGGGUUUAGUUCUGUAAGUUGAUGGUUAGCUUGUUCAACAUUUUAUACUUCCUAAUGAAUGCCUCUAU
Molecule: messenger RNA, 2668 nt
Organism: Cryptomeria japonica (Japanese cedar)
Lineage: Eukaryota; Viridiplantae; Streptophyta; Pinopsida; Cupressales; Cupressaceae
Exons: 9
Coding region: 262-2319 (685 amino acids)
Source: RefSeq, a predicted model, not a curated record